AUGCCGGGCUUCACGUGCUGCGUGCCGGGCUGCUACAACAACUCGCACCGCGACAAGGCGCUGCACUUCUACACCUUCCCCAAGGACGCCGAGCUGCGGCGCCUCUGGCUGAAGAACGUCUCGCGCGCCGGCGUCAGCGGCUGCUUCAGCACCUUCCAGCCCACCACGGGCCACCGCGUGUGCAGCGAGCACUUCCCGGGCGGCCGCAAGUCCUACCUGGUGCGCGUGCCCACCAUCUUCCCGCUGCGCGGCGUCAACGAGCGCAAGGGGGCCCGCGCUCGCCGCGCCCGCCCCGCCCCGGCGCCCGCCGCGCCCGCGCUGCUGCUGGCCCUGCCCGCCGGCGCCGAGCCGCAGCCCGGCCCCGCCCCGCCCGGCCCCGAGGACGUGAAGCCCAUCGACCUGACGGUGCAGGUGGAGCUCGGGGGGCCCGGGGCGCCGGCGCGGCUGGCGGGCGAGGAGGGCGCGGCCGAGGGCGGCUCCGCGGACCACUCGUACUCGCUGUCGUCGGGCACCACGGCCGAGGAGCUGCUGCGCAAGCUGAAUGAGCAGCGGGACAUCAUCGCCCUGCUGCAGGUGAAGAUGAAGGAGAUGAAGGGCAGCAUCCGCCGCCUGCGCCUGGCCGAGGCCCAGCUCCGCGAGGAGAUCCGCGAGAAGGACCGGCUGCUGCACGCCGCCAGCGCCGGGGCCCGCAAGCGGCCCGGCCUCUGA
This is a messenger RNA of Emys orbicularis (European pond turtle), 708 nucleotides long. It is a transcript of the gene THAP11, whose product is annotated as THAP domain containing 11. Gene Ontology annotation, cellular component: nucleoplasm. The transcript has a single exon. NCBI's taxonomy places the organism in Eukaryota, Metazoa, Chordata, Testudines, Emydidae. The coding region runs from base 1 to 708 and encodes 235 amino acids. Gene Ontology annotation, molecular function: RNA polymerase II cis-regulatory region sequence-specific DNA binding. The record is from RefSeq and is a predicted model, not a curated record. Gene Ontology annotation, biological process: regulation of transcription by RNA polymerase II.